GUUUGAAGGCAAGCAGAAACCAAGUGCACCGUACGAGACAGAGCCAUGGCUCAAUCCGUGCUAUUGGCCAGCACUGGAGGCCGAUCGUUGAGCUCCACCAUGGAGCCAUUGCUCCAGGGACAGAUUCACCGGCUCCGGCCGACGCGGUUCUCCGACCUCCUCCUUCCUCGGACUCCUCGCAGACACCUGCCUUCCACUUCUUCUUCUUCCUUCUUCCCAACUCUUGCUUUGUUCAAGGCUAAAACCAAAGCUCCUCCAGCGAAGGUGGAGACGAAGAAGCCGAAGGUUGAGGAUGGCAUCUUUGGCACCUCCGGGGGGAUUGGGUUCACCAAGCAGAACGAGCUCUUCGUUGGCCGCGUCGCCAUGCUGGGGUUUGCAGUGAGUAUUCUGCGUCCUUUCCCUUCUCAUUCCAACCUCUCGUACUCAACUCGAUCAUAUCCGCAGGCUUCUCUGCUAGGAGAAGGCAUCACAGGGAAAGGAAUCCUAGCACAAUUGAACUUGGAAACCGGCAUACCGAUCUACGAGGCCGAGCCGCUCCUCCUCUUCUUCAUCCUCUUCACCCUCCUCGGAGCAAUAGGAGCGCUCGGUGACCGAGGACAGUUUGUUGAUGAUUCUCCCACCGGGCUCGGGAAGGCUGUCAUCCCCCCGGGGAAGGGCUUCCGAGCUGCUCUGGGACUCGAGGAAGGAGGGCCCCUCUUCGGAUUCACGAAAGCGAACGAGCUCUUUGUUGGAAGAUUAGCGCAGCUGGGCAUUGCGUUCUCCAUUAUCGGGGAAAUAAUCACAGGAAAGGGUGCGUUGGCGCAGCUAAACAUCGAGACCGGAGUGCCGGUCAGUGAACUCGAACCGCUGGUACUAUUCAACGUUGCCUUCUUCUUCUUCGCUGCAUUGAAUCCAGGAACUGGGAAAUUUGUGACCGACGAAGUCGAAGAAUGAGGAAAGCAAAUUAGGAUGCAGCGCGAAUUCUUCUUGUUCAUUUGUGUAGUCAAUAGUUAUUGUAGUUCAGUGAUCCGAAAUGCUUGGGAUGGUCAA
Musa acuminata AAA Group (dessert banana) is the source of this 1029-nucleotide messenger RNA. Its product is annotated as photosystem II 22 kDa protein, chloroplastic-like. The transcript is spliced from 3 exons. The record is from RefSeq and is a predicted model, not a curated record. Bases 46 to 933 code for a protein of 295 amino acids. Lineage: Eukaryota; Viridiplantae; Streptophyta; Magnoliopsida; Zingiberales; Musaceae.